Molecule: messenger RNA, 1320 nt
Organism: Tarenaya hassleriana
Lineage: Eukaryota; Viridiplantae; Streptophyta; Magnoliopsida; Brassicales; Cleomaceae
Product: protein SMAX1-LIKE 6-like
Exons: 2
Coding region: 1-1320 (439 amino acids)
Source: RefSeq, a predicted model, not a curated record
AUGUUGAAAAAGCGGAGUUCCCGGAUCAGAUCAGCUUAUCUGAUGGCAGCGGAGGAGGAGCCGCCGGUGUCGAACUCACUCAUGGCGGCGAUCAAGCGCUCUCAGGCCAACCAGCGACGGCACCCGGAGUCGUACCACUUGCAGCAGAUUCACCACGGCGGCGGCGGAAGCGGAGCCCAGACGACGACGGCGGUCAUCAGGGUCGAGCUGAAGUACUUCAUACUCUCCAUCCUCGACGACCCGGUCGUGAGUCGGGUCCUCAACGAUGCUGGGUAUCGGAGCUCUGAGAUCAAGCUCGACGUGCUAUCUUAUUUUCUAAUUAGUUUCCUUCUUCUCUUCCUCUGUAACCUGCCGGAUUCGGACCCGGGCCGUGGCGGAUUCGGGUUCCCGUUUUGCGGGAACAGCGAGGUCGACGAGAAUUGCCGGAGAAUCGGCGAUGUAUUGUCCCGGAAAGAGAAGAAGAACCCUUUGUUAGUCGGAGUUUGCGCUAACGCAGCCAUGAAGACCUUCACGGACUUGAUGAACAGAGGGAAAUUAGGGUUUCUGCCUCUGGAGUUCACUGGGGUAAGCGUACUAAGCAUAGAGAAAGAGAUUAGUGAAAUUUUGGUCGAUGGGUCAAGAAACGAAGAAGAGACUCGGAAGAAACUCGAUGAAUUAGAUAGAAUCAUAAAGCAGAAAUGCGCGGGAUCGGGCGUGAUUCUGAAUCUAGGCGAGUUCAAGGGCUUGACUUGUGAAGCUUCUUCUUCUUCUUCCUCUUCCUCUUCUAAUGGCAAUGCUCUGGAGAGUCUCGUCUCGAAGCUCUCGAGUUUGCUGGAACUUCACCGAGGGAAUCUUUGGUUCAUAGGCUCAAUAUCCAGCAACGAGACGUUUCCUCAGCUGCUCGAUCGGUUUCCGACAAUAGAGAAGGAUUGGGAUCUUCAUGUUCUUCCCAUCACUUCCACUAAACCCUCGGGGGUUUAUCCGAAAUCCAGGUCCUUUUUCGUUUUACGUGCCCGUGUCUUUGUGUUUGUGCACUGCUUGAUGGGGUCAUUUGUACCGUUUGGAGGGCUUUUUGCCUCGACCUCUGAUUUCAGAGUUCCCUCAUUCGGCAACGCAACGAAUCAACCGAUGCCUCGAUGUCACCUUUGCAACGAGAAAUACGAGCAAGAAGUCGCAUCCUUUAUCAAGGUAGGUUCAAGCUUCUCGGCGGCUAAUCAGUGUUCCGAAAAGUUACCUUCUUGGCUACGAUCUGUCGAUCCCAAUUCACACAACAAGGGCAUAGACUCAAAGGUGCGUUUCUAUCUAGUUAGCUUGUCGUUGCCAUUAGGGGCAAUCUCUUGA